CUUAUCACCUACCAAAACAAACACACCUCCUUGAUAUAUAUGUAGAAAGGCUCAGACAGAUGAUAAUGAGUCAUCAUAAAUUCCACCACCCAUCCUGCAACGGGAAUUCAAUUCACCCCCCGUUCUCACUCUCUUUGGGAUUUGCGAAGUGCAAACCCAAGGAACUGCAACUCUCAUCUCUCUGGAAGAAAACGAAAAAGAAAAAGAAAAAGCUCCCAAUCUCUUGCUGUAGCCUGUCUGCCUGUGCUCUUUAAAUGCACAUGCAGAUUCGAGAUUUGGUCUCCAACAUUAUAAAAUGCCCAGAAAACAGUAGGGUGAGGAGGUGCCCGUCACACAUUCCAAUAGCCCCUGACGCCCUGCUCUUGAUGCUUAAGCGUUUCUAGAACCAAGCAGUUUAGGCAAUUCGCAGGUGCUGAGUCCUUUGUCAGAAAAAAAAAAAAUUGUUUUUUGGUUUGUCUACAAAUAUAUUGGGUGUGUGUGGGCUGGCUGUGCGAUCGAUUUCGUGUUUUUUGAUUCCUCAUUCUGGGUGCUCUUGGAGAGUCUCCGGUUGGUUUGCAAAGAUGAGCUCUGUUGAUGGUGUUGGGGUUAGCCCCGGAAACGUUCCAGUAUACCAUGGGGAUAAUUUGAAGGCGAUGAUCGACAGAAGGGUGAGACUUGCGGAGAUGGUUUUAAGAUGUCUGAUAUGUGGACUAGGUGUUCUUGCAGCUGUUCUUAUUGGAUCUGAUACACAGGUCAGGGAGUUCUUUACAAUUCGAAAGAAAGCAAAGUUCACAGACAUGAAAGCUCUUGUGCUUUUAGUGGUAGCUAAUGGGAUUGCUGCUGGUUAUUCCCUCAUCCAAGGGCUGCGUUGUGGGCUAAGUAUGAUAAAGGGUAGUGUGCUCUUCAACAAGCCGUUAGCUUGGGCCAUUUUCUCUGGCGAUCAGGUGAUGGCUUAUUUGUUGAUGGCUUCUCUGGCAGCAGCCGCACAAUCGUCAGUAAUAGCUCGGUUGGGCCAACCGGAGUUCCAAUGGAUGAAGGUUUGCAGUCUGUAUGAGAAGUUCUGCACCCAAACAGGGGAGGGAAUGGCGAGUGCGCUUGUAGUUAGUCUUGGUAUGAUAACGCUCUCUUGUAUAUCAGCCUUCAACCUCUUCCGCUUGUAUGGAGGUAACAAAGCUAAAAGCAGUGGGAGAUGGUAGGUCAUAGGUGGGGGGUAUGUGGUUCCCAAAUCCACCACCUUUCCAUCCAUCUGGCUCUACUCAAUAGUCAAUACCAUACCUUCAAUUUCAAAGGAGUUAGAACUGGUGUAAAUUUUGUUGCUUUUAUUGUACCUGGAAUGGGCUUUGUCAAUUGUAUUUGUAGCCUUGCUUUCUUUCCAAAUUUAACGACAUCACAGUUGUAUUUGGUGAUGAAUGUAAGAGUUCUGAGUUCGCUCACCAAAAACAAAAACCAUCCAGCUUUUCUCAAUUAAUCCCUUGUUCAUAAGCUUUUUCCCCUUC
Nelumbo nucifera (sacred lotus) is the source of this 1475-nucleotide messenger RNA. Its product is annotated as CASP-like protein 2B1. The record is from RefSeq and is a predicted model, not a curated record. NCBI's taxonomy places the organism in Eukaryota, Viridiplantae, Streptophyta, Magnoliopsida, Proteales, Nelumbonaceae.